AUGGGAGACACUGCAUAUCUGAUUUGUAUAACAGCUUCAGGGUCGACACCCAUAACAUACACAUGGCUCUUGAACAACACACUAUUACAGCAGACUCACAGGGAGUUGACAAUCAACAAUAUACAACCAAACCAAGCAGGACCAUACAGCUGUAAUGUCAACAACUCCAUAUCAUGGCAACAGUCCGGGACAUUCACAUUUAAUGUGCAAACUCCGAUUGAGGGUGUCUCUAUAACCCGUUCACGUGCCACAGGACAUGAUGUCACCAAGGGAGACACUGGAUAUUUGAAAUGCACAACAACAUUAGGCUUUGCACCGAGAACUUAUACAUGGUUCCUGGACAAUGCACCAUUACAGCAGACUGGUAGUGAGUUGACAAUCAGCAAUAUACAACCAAGCCAAGCAGGACCAUACACAUGUAAUGUCAGCAACUCCAUAUCAGGGCAGUCCAGGACAUUCUUUUUUAAUGUUUUAUAUGCCCCAGACAACUGGCAGAAUAUACCCACACUGACAGGGUACAACGCCACAUCAGACAAACUUGUCACUGGGGAGACAUCUGUGACCUUGGCCUGUAGAGCACCUGGCGGGAAUCCUUUAGCAUCCUUAAGCUGGACAUCAGGGUGUCCAAGUGGUUCAACCAGUGCACAUUUCACCUCAAACACGUCAGAGAUCAGACUUCAGUUUACAGUACAAACCAGUCACCAUCAGACCACGUGUGGCUGUAAUGCUACACAUGCACAUGGAGCACCUGAAUCCAAGCAGAGACAAGUCACUUUUCUUGUUAUACAUCCCCCAAGCAGUGUGAAUAUCACACUAAGUCCUCCAUUACCGUGGUUGGCGACAGGACAGAACCCGACCACCAAUGCCCAGCUGACAUGUUCAGCUACUGGUGGAUAUCCAACACCAACGUUGUCAUGGCAACGUAACUCUGUGUCUGUGCCAGGGUCAGCUACGUACACUUUCCAAGCUGUAGAUAUCAGUGAAAACCAAGUGGAAUACAAGUGCCUGGCUUCAAAUGACUACACUACAAUAAAAGGAGUUACUGUUCAGAAGGCGCUACGGCUUGAUGUUCAGUACCACCCUAUAGUUCAGGUCAGCGUCUCCCCCAGCAGUACCAGGGAGGUCAACGAGUCUGUUACGUUAAUAUGCACAGCAUACGGCAACCCAACUGUCACUUCCUAUAGAUGGCAGAAAGGUAGCUGGACAACAGGACAAGCCAACCAUACUAUACAACAACUGACCAAGGAUGAUUCAGGACAGUAUACCUGCACAGUAACAGCCAACUCAGCCAGACACAGUGAUCUUAUCUCUACAAAGAACAUCACUCUCAUUGUCCAAUAUCUCACAGUGACUUUCCCUGUUGUCCCAGAGCAGACUGAAGGUGACAACCUGUCUAUGACAUGUACAGCACAAGGAGAACCUGGCGGAAACAACAUACGAUAUCAGAAGUGGAUGUUUCAGCCAACAGGAGGAGGUUCAGUUACAGAACUUGACAAUACCAGCGACAGAUUGGUGAUAACUCGUAUACAGUACACAGAUGCUGGGGUUUACACGUGUAUUGCAACCAACGGAGUGUUCACGAAAGCCGCUUCAGGGGAUGUAAUAGUAAGAUAUUCUCCCAAAAGAGAUCCUAAUACCAGAUAUCAAGGCAGAGUAAGUGGGGAUAUAGGGGAAACAAAGGCCUUAAGUGUCCAUGUCAUCGCUUACCCAAAGCCAACGUCAUUCACUUGGAAGAAAGGGGAACAAGUGGUCAAUAUAACAUCUCAGGACCAAGAUUUCUCAUCUUCAUUGCCAAUACUGAUAGAUGAGGCUAGCUAUGGAAACUACACAUGUGAAGUUACUAAUGGGGUGAAGGAGCCACUUGUUGUUCAUUUUACACUGGAACGCUCAGGAAAGCCAGACAUUCCAUUAGACUUCCGAGCUGUGUCGUCGUCAGCUGUAUCUGUCACCGUAUCAUGGAGGGCAGGUAAUAACGGUGGACGUAGACAGGUGUUUACUCUUCAGUACAAGGAGGCCACUUCUGCACAAUGGCUGAGCAUUUCGAACAUUCCAGAUCCUGGCUUUGGACAAAUUAAACAGUACAAGAUCACUGGAUUGAGGUCUGGCGUCACUUACAAUGUCCGAGUACGAGCUGAGAAUGAAAUCGAUGAUGCCAGUAGGAGUGCCAGUCCAUUUACAGAUAUAUUGGACAUCAACACAAAAGCCCUGACAGAUCAAACUAAUGGAACAGGAAUUAUCGUCUGGAUAGUCGUACCUAUUGCCUUGGUUAUCAUAGCAAUUGUCAUCGCCAUUCUCGUCUGUAAAAUAAGGUCUGUAAGAAGGAAAAAGGAUGGACCGAACACACAGAUAGCAAACGCCGUCAGAAUGGAUGAUAUGAAGGUUAGUGAAGAAUCUCCAUACAUAGAUAUGCUUCAACGUGAUGUAGAAAUACCCAGAAGUAGUAUCAAGAUGUUACAACAAAUCAACAAAGGAGCCUUUGUCCUUGUCUUCAAAGGCAGUGUCUUCAACAUGUACGGGAAAAAAAAGUGGACCACAGUUGCCAUUAAAACAACUAGAGAUGAAAAGGACGCAGUUGUUAUCAGAGAUCUGAUGAAUGAAUUGAAAGUGAUGAUGGAGCUUUCUGUUCACCCUAAUGUGGUAUCUCUUCUUGGAUCUUGCACGCGUGACGGUGGAGUUCCUAUGGUAAUCACGGAGUACCUGUCAAACGGAGAUCUACAGACAUUUUUACGAAAUGAUCGCUCACAAAACAAAACGGUUUAUAAUAAUUUACAUGGCAACAGUAUGUCCUUGACGUCACGUGACCUGAUGAAAUUCGCCUUAGACGUAGCACGUGGCAUGUCAUACUUGUCUUCAUCGGCAAUUCUCCACCGAGAUCUCGCUGCCAGGAACGUUUUGGUGUCUGAAGACAAGACGUGCAAGAUUACGAACUUUGGCUUUGCCAAGGAUGUGAUUGAAAGCCAUCAGUAUGAAAGAAAUUCGGAGGGCCGUUUGCCAGUUCGCUGGAUGUCCCCUGAAGCUCUGCAUGACAACAUAUUUACCACACAGUCUGAUGUCUGGGCGUAUGGUGUACUGCUCUGGGAGAUUGUCACACUGGGUUCCAGUCCCUACCCCGGUAUGUCAGCCAGGCAGGUGAUUGAAGCUGUAACUGAAGGUUACCGGAUGCCACAACCACCACACUGUUCACAGGACAUGUACAGUAUAAUGCUGUCUUGCUGGGAGGUAAACCCGCGCUCAAGACCGACGUUUCAAUCCCUUGCAGACACACUGAACCACUUGUUGUCCGCAAAUUACGAGGUUUUGUUUCUGGGGAAAUUUGAAGAGAGGCUCUACGAAGAACUUGACCAUUGCAAACCUGACGAAAAAUGCUAAGAAAUGUAUUUUCUUGUUAUUUUAACUAGCACAAUUAACCCGACAAGUAAUCUGCGCGUGUAGGAGAUGUACCACAAAAGCCUAC
Messenger RNA from Lingula anatina, 3454 nucleotides. Its product is annotated as fibroblast growth factor receptor 3-like. Gene Ontology annotation, biological process: protein phosphorylation; positive regulation of kinase activity; cell surface receptor protein tyrosine kinase signaling pathway. Gene Ontology annotation, molecular function: ATP binding; transmembrane receptor protein tyrosine kinase activity; protein binding. Gene Ontology annotation, cellular component: signaling receptor complex; plasma membrane. NCBI's taxonomy places the organism in Eukaryota, Metazoa, Brachiopoda, Lingulata, Lingulida, Lingulidae. The record is from RefSeq and is a predicted model, not a curated record.